This is a messenger RNA of Solanum dulcamara, 779 nucleotides long. RefSeq names its product profilin-2. The record is from RefSeq and is a predicted model, not a curated record. Lineage: Eukaryota; Viridiplantae; Streptophyta; Magnoliopsida; Solanales; Solanaceae. Gene Ontology annotation, molecular function: actin monomer binding. Gene Ontology annotation, cellular component: cell cortex. The transcript has 4 exons. Bases 180 to 575 code for a protein of 131 amino acids.
ACCAAAAAGAAAAAGAAAAAUAUUGACCAUUUACAUUAAAGACGAUAUUAUUUAUGAGCUUAACAUCAACGCAACUUCUAGAAAAGCAUUAUCACAUUUAUUAACCAUUUUCUUCAAGCACAAACUAUAGAUCUUGAACUCAGAGGAAUUUUGAAGAAGAAACUGAAACUGAAUCAAAGAUGUCGUGGCAAACAUAUGUUGAUGAGCACUUGCUUUGUGAGAUUGAAGGUAAUCAUCUCAUUUCUGCUGCUAUUAUCGGCCAAGACGGAACCGUUUGGGCUCAAUCUGCCAAUUUCCCUCAGUUCAAGCCAGAAGAAAUAACAGGCAUAAUGAAUGACUUCGCGGAACCUGGAACACUUGCUCCAACUGGUUUAUAUCUUGGGGGAACAAAAUACAUGGUGAUUCAAGGAGAGCCAGGAGCAGUGAUCCGAGGGAAGAAGGGUCCAGGUGGUAUCACCAUUAAGAAGACCAACCAGGCUUUGAUCAUUGGAAUAUAUGAUGAGCCAAUGACUCCUGGACAGUGCAAUAUGAUUGUUGAAAGGCUGGGUGACUAUCUUAUUGAGCAAGGUCUCUAGGCAUAUUGUGUAUUAGUAUCAUCCUUACAGCUGCUGUGGCCGUUUGGCCGUUAACAAGUCAUCAUGCGUGCUGUUUACUGAGGAGAAGUUUGUAAUCAUCAACUGCUCUAUCAUUGUAUUUCUUUGUUCUAUGAUUUUACUGAUAUAAGCUUUUGUCAUUGAGCACUUGGUUGGUUGGUUAUAUAUAAUGAAGAAUUGCUUAAA